CCUCCGCGUUUCCCGCGUCCACAGUGACUCAACGCCACAUUUUUUUGAGUAGUGACUGUGUGUGUGCAGUACUGCAGUUGAAAGAGUUCAGAGAUCAGUAUGAAGAAGUUUCACAGGACAGUUUGAAGUUUGUCUUUCAUCUUCAGGGAGCAGCAGUAUGAAGUUUUGCUUUGACUUUCUGCAACGUGCUCUAAGCUCUUGAGGUCUUUGGGGAAGAGGUUCAACUGAGGAGGGGUGAAUGUUGAGAAGAAACAGGCGUUAUUCCGCAGCUCCACCUUCACAGAGACCCACAGCUACCGGAGAGGUCUGCGAUCAGGAUCAUUCAUUUGGUUCUUGGUGAAAUGAGGAUUUGCGUGGAGAGACGAGCAGACGUCGGCCUCAUGAGCGCCACGGCUUCAGAGGGUUCUUCUGCUCUGCUCCGUGUGAAAGAGUCUUCUGCAAAUGAAGGAGAUGAUCUCAUAUCUUUAAAUUGCAGCUCGCCUGACAGAGAAUCCCCUCGGACCCGUCUCCCGUUCGGUGCUUUGGAGGGCGGCCAGGAAAACUCAUCAGGCACAGAUCGCAGAACAUGGAAAUCAUUGGAUAUUCGGUCCAAGAGUUUGGACGGUUUGGAGGAGGCAUACAAGCCCAGAAGCUGCCGCUGCGGUGCUGCGAGUUACGGGGCAGAGGGAUCGUGCCUUUUCCAGAUGUGUGAGUUUUGCGAUCCAGUGGAAAGUAAAGUGGGUCAUCCAGAGAAUGGCUUUUCUGGAAAGGUAUCCCAACAGAGGAAAGUCGAGAAGAAAGCAGAUAGAUUUUCUUCCGAUGUAUUCCCUGGAGUACGGCCGACGUUACGCGGCUCAGAUGGAGCUCUGUGCCGGCCGGAACUUGGCGCGGCCCGGAAUGUUGACAAAAACCCAUUGCUCCGAGCGAUGGAUGUGAGGAGAUGCAGUCUGCCGGUCUCCUCGCCACGAAGGCCCCAUUGCACGAAUAUAUCUGGCUCUAGUGUUGAGAUACAUGAGAGAGCGGACUUGAAGUGUGCGCUGUGCCAUAAAAAUUUCUUCUCUAGUCUGGAAAGACUGAACAGGAAAAUCAAACCCAAGUGCUAUCUGAAGAGAUCUGUGCCCGUCAGGUUCUCUGUAGGCCAGGAGUGUAGUGACAAUGAGGGUACGGUGUCUGACAGCGAGUUUGUGCAAAGCAGGAAGGAACGCUCAACAGUUCUUGUCAGGAGAUACCUGAAGAACAACCAGAAGAUAAAGAAGACCGUGUCCACAGGGACUCGGGCUAUAGUGAGGAGCGGUCACAUCUCUGAAAGAGUCUGGCAGUGGUGUGUUUGUAGAAGAACAUGUCACCUGGGUAAGAUGUGUUCACAUGAGGACAGGAGAUACAGCAGAACUCUUCCCAAUGUUCAACUACAGGUUGCCAGAGCUCUUCUCGUCUGUCCAGGGUUCAGGUUUACACAGAUUGACCAUGUCAUUCCUGUCGUGAACGCUGAGGUCUUUCUCCUUCACCCAUCCAGAAAGCUUCUGGCUGAAGUGGUGUCAUGUUCACCAGUGUCCCAGCAGCAGGAGAUCAGAUUCUGGGCUUCUUCUCCUAGAACCAACAUUGCAUCUCAUCUGUGUGGAGCCCUGUUGGAGGCCACAGCCGCUCUCGGGGCUCGAACAUCUCUGUCCGGAUUCACCGCUGAGCCCACGGGUCGAGCUUUGUGGAAAGAACGGCAGUUGUGCAGCUCAAUGGCAAACUCCAGCAUCAUCCCGGCUGUUGUGACGGGCAUCAGUAAAGAGCUCGCUGACCUCCGUCAUCUCAUCCAGUUUCCGGAGGAGAUCGCCACCAUCCUGACAGAACAGGAGCAGGAGCUGUACCGCCGUGUCUUUCCUCUCGACUACCUCAGCUUCCUCACCAGAGACCUGAGCAUCCCAGAGUGGCCCAAACGUCAUCCUCACCUAAAGUCUUCAUUGUCUGCCCCCAUCAUGCCCACCCCGAAUCCCCUUCACAACACUGUGGAAGAUCUCAUCACAAGAUUCAAUGAGGUGAGUUCAUGGGUGACGUGGCUCAUCCUGACUGCUGGCUCCAUGGAGGAGAAGAGGGAGGUCUUCUCACACCUCGUACAUGUGGCAAAGUGCUGUUGGGACAUGGGCAACUACAACGCAGUCAUGGAGUUCCUGGCAGGUCUCAGGUCUCGUAAAGUGCUGAAGAUGUGGCAGUUCAUGGACCAGGCAGACAUUGAGAUCAUGCGUAGACUGAAAGAUGCCAUGGCUCAGCACGAGUCGUCAUCUGAAUACAGGAAAGUGGUGAAUCGUGCACUCAACAUCCCAGGAUGCAAAGUCGUUCCUUUCUGCGGUGUGUUUCUCAAGGAACUCAGUGAGGUUUUGGACGGCGCCGCCAGCAUUAUUGGUCUGCGUCCAUCUUUUGAUUCUCAAGAUGAUUCUGUUGAGUUUCUCUCAGACUACAAUGGCCAGACGCAUUUUCUGGAUAGAGCCGGAAGCGAUGGACUUCACAGCUCGGACAAAGAGACGACGGUCAGUAACAUACUGCAGACCAUUCGUAGCUGCAAUCGAAGCCUGGAGACCGAAGAGCCUGAGGAGAAACCUGGAGAAAUUAACGUUUGUCCCAAGAAUUCCUUCAAAGAGAAGAUCAAAAACCAGAGAUCUUCUGGUUCAGAUGGUGUUGUGUUUUUAGUGGGAGAUCUCUCCGAUUCAGAAGGAGACUCACUUGAUCCGGUGAAGGACGUAGACCUCCAGCCCACAGAGGAGGUGCGUGGACCGUUCACUCACGGUACAGAGCUCAUACCGUGGUACGUGCUCUCGCUGCAGCCAGAUCUCCAUCAGUUCCUGCUCCAGGGAGCGACGGUCAUCCGCUACGACCCGGAGAGUCACCUCACGGCCCGCUGCCUCCUCCGUCUGCAGCCGGAUAACUGUUUCCUUACCUGGACCAAACCUUACAGCAGUUGCGUCCACUUGCCUAUGGGCCAACCCGUGCACUGCGGACUGUCUGACGGUCUCCUGGAUCUUAAUGUAGUGAAGGCCGUGUUCAUGGGUCACCCCGCUGUGGAUGUUAACUACGUGUGCCUACAACACAAACUGUGCAACAUGAACGCCAGUGAAAACGCUCUUACGCUGCUGUAUGGACUUCACACUACAGACAACAGACUGCUUCACUUUGUUGCCCCCAAACACACGGCACGUAUGAUACACGAGGGCAUACAGGAGCUGCUCGGAGCCAUCAGAAAGAUCAGACGUUUUCCUGACCAACGGCUGCAGUGGCUGCGCAGGCAGUAUGUUAGCCUGUAUCAGGAGGACAGUAAAUUUGAAGGACCCACACUGGCCCAGGCCAUCGAGUUGUUCGGCGGUCGGCGCUGGAACAUGAGCACUGGUGGUCCUGCAUCUGUCAGCAAGAGUACAGAGAAGAACUCAGUCCAGAAGAGCAGUCCACUGGGUAUCAACUCCAACAUGAAGAAGAAGAAGAAAGCCUUAGUGAGGGGAGACAGUGGAGAAGGAACGGACGAUGAGAUGGUCUCACGGAAAACCAGGAGCUGUAAAGACUCUAUAGGGAGGAGAGACUCGGAUUCAUUAGAAAGUGUGGAGCAGCAGGAAGCUGUGGAGGACUGCAGCUCUUUUCUUGGACCCUUCUCCUUAUCUAACAGUAAAGUCCAGUCUCCUGGAUCUUCCUUGUCCAACUCCUCCUCAUCUUCAUCUUCAUCUGGCUCCUUCAGCACCUCAACCCCACCACACCCCCAUUCAUCUCCCAUUCUGCCCUGCAGCUCUAAAGGGCAACCAGGGGCCUGGAGCAGUCGCAGCUGGCACGGCCGAGGGAAAAGCUGCUUCAGGGGUUUCCAAGAUCUCAUGAUCUCUGACAGCAUCAUGAACUUUGUGGAGUUUGUGGAGCUCUUCAAAUCUUUUAGCAUUCGGAGUCGUAAGGACCUGAAGGAGCUGUUCGACACCUACGCCGUCCCAUGUGGUCGUUCUGGUCCUGAUUCUGUCCCUCUCUACACCACACUAAGGAUUGAUGACAAACUUACAGGACAUCAGCCAGAUCUCGAUCUGCUGACCCGCAAUGGUUCUGAUCUGGGUCUGUUCAUCCGGACACGCCAGCAGAUGUCUGACAACCAGAAGCAAAUCUCAGACGCUAUCGCUGCCGCUAGCAUAGUGACCAAUGGCACUGGAGUGGAGAACUCUUCACUGGGGGUACUGGGACUGACCAUCUCUCAGCUCAAUGACUUCUUAGUCAACUGUCAAGGAGAACAUCUGACCUAUGAUGAGAUCCUCAGCAUCAUACAGAAAUUUGAACCCUCUUCAAGCAUGCGGCAGAUGGGUUGGAUGUCCUUCGAAGGAUUUGCCAGGUUUCUGUUGGACAAGGACAACUUUGCCUGUCGAAAUGAAGAGUGUCAAGUGAAUCUGGAAGAGCUUCAGCAUCCGCUGUCAUACUAUUACAUCGAGUCGUCUCAUAACACGUAUCUGACAGGUCAUCAGCUGAAGGGUGAAUCUUCAGUGGAGCUCUACAGUCAGGUGUUACUGCAGGGCUGUCGAAGUGUUGAGCUGGACUGUUGGGAUGGAGAUGACGGCAUGCCUGUUAUUUACCAUGGACAUACUCUCACGACUAAGAUUCCCUUCAAGGAUGUUGUUGAAGCCAUCAAUCGCACAGCCUUUGUAAACUCAGAUAUGCCUGUGAUUCUGUCCAUUGAAAACCACUGCUCACUACCACAGCAACGCAAAAUGGCUGAGAUUUUUAAGACGGUGUUUGGAGAGAAGCUGGUUACUAAAUUCCUGUUUGAAAGUGAUUUCGCGGAUGAGCCUCGUCUCCCAUCCCCUCUGCAGCUCCGCAGGAAAAUCCUCCUGAAAAACAAGAAACUGAAAGCCCAUCAGGCUCCAGUGGACAUCCUCAAACAGAAGGCACAUCAGCUGGCUCAUAUGCAGGCGCAGGCCAACAGCAGCACAGUCACAGGACAUAAUGACGAAGAAGAAGAGGAAGAAGAUGAAUAUGAUUAUGAUUACGAGUCGUUGUCUGAUGCUGAUGUCCUCAGUGCAUUUACUGCUUCCUAUGGCCAGGAAGACAAUAUUCUGGAUGACAAACCCGAGAGCAGGUCAUCCACUGAGAAACUUCAGUAUGAAUCCAAUGACGACAUGCCCAGACGCUUUAAGAAAGCCGGAAGCAAAGGAAAGAUGUUUGACAUGGAGCUGGGAGAGGAGUUUUAUCUUCCUCAGAAUGAGAAAGAGAGCAGACAGAUCGCUCAAGAGCUUUCAGAUCUCAUCAUCUACUGUCAGGCCGUCAAAUUUCCAGGCCUGUCCACGCUCUCCCCGUCAGCCUCUGCGAGGGGAAAGGACAGAAAAAGCCGGAAAUCCAUCUUUGGCAGCGCUCCUGCCCGCGGGAGCCCCGGGGAGUCUGUGACGUUGAUCCGAGCUCCAGGAAAAGCCAGCGUGGACAGCACUCGUAUGAGCUGGGAAGAUCAAUCGCCGCAGACGCUGAGUCCGAGCACAUCUCUCAGUGCCAUCAUCCGCACACCAAAAUGUUAUCACAUCUCCUCUGUGAACGAGAACGCAGCCAAACGUUUGUGUCGACGAUACUCACAAAAACUCAUCCAGCACACCAGCUGUCAGCUCUUGAGGACGUAUCCGGCCGCCACGCGCAUCGACUCGGCCAAUCCCAAUCCACUGCUCUUCUGGCUGCAUGGGAUUCAACUGGUCGCUCUCAAUUACCAGACUGAUGAUCUGGCCAUGCAGUUGAAUUCGGCUCUAUUUGAAUCGAAUGCUCGCUGUGGUUACAUUCUUAAACCAGCGGUUCUGCGGGACCCGAGCUGUCCGCUCUAUCAGCAGUUCUGCCCACUGGACCGAGACCUGGAGAACAUAAACCCCGCCCUCUAUUCUCUCACUAUCAUGUCAGGACAGAACGUAUGUCCGGGGAACUCGAACGCCAGUCCUUAUGUGGAAGUGGAAGUGUUGGGAAUGCCGGCGGAUAGCUGUCAUUUCCGUACCAAACCUAUCCACCGCAACACUCUGAAUCCCAUGUGGAACGAGCACUUUCAGUUUAAUGUGUACUUUGAGGAUUUGGCAUUUCUGCGUGUGGCUGUGGUGGAAAAUAACAGCUCACAGGUGACGGCUCAGAGGAUUUUACCCAUCAAAAGCCUUAAAACAGGUUACAGACAUGUGCAGAUGAAGAACCAGCACAAUGAACCUCUGGAGAUCUCCAGUCUGUUCAUCUUCAGUCGCAGGACAGAGGAGAGUUCUGCUGGAGGAGCUCAGCCUGCAUCUAUGAUGUUCAGCACAGAUGAGAAACGAGCCGCUCAGCAUCAUAAGGUGACGCUUCAUGGAGUCCCAGGUCCUGAACCCUUCAGUGUUGUGUCUGUCAAUGAUCAAACCACAGCUAAACAACUCCUGGAGUCUCUGUUUCCACAUGGUUCCUCUAAAUAUUUCCUGAUGGAGGAGAGACGGCCGUUGUCUAGAGAGAAGAGAGCGGCUCAUGAACGUCCUCUGUCCAGUGAUGAGACGCUGUUGAAAGUUCUUCAGAGCUGGCAGCUGGAUGAUGGAUAUGUGUGCAGAAUAAACCUGAGGACCAGAGAGGAGAACAUGAAUGAGAAGAAUGGGUUGCCGGAGGGUACGGAGGAGGUGAGCAGUACAGAGGAUGGGACCUUUCUAGUGCAGGUCCAUGAUGUUUCACCCGAACAGCCUCACACGGUCAUCAAAGCCCCACGUUACAGCACAGCGCAGGACAUCAUCCAACAGACCCUGAGCAAAGCCAAAUACUCGCUGAGCAUCCUGAGUAACCCAAACCCAAGCGACUACGUCCUGAUGGAAGAGCUGACUAAAGACGCCACAGGGAAGAAGUCCUCGUCGGGGAAAGCGUGUCAGCGUGUCUUGCAGGAUCAAGAGUGCGUGUUUCAGGCUCAAAGUCGCUGGAAAGGAGCUGGACGCUUCAUCCUUAAACUCAAAGAGCAGAUUGCUCGUGACGACAGACGUAAGGGUGUGUCAUUCGCCAGCGAGCUGAGAAAGCUGACAGGCCGAAGUCGUAGUCUGACGGUGAAUGCAAACGGUCCGGCGCUUCAAGAGACGACACACAGAUGUGUGUCGAAGGCUGGGCUGAUGGAGGAAUGCUUGGGUUCUCAGAGGCCGUGUGUUUCCAAGUGUGGCGUUGAACCUCCAGCCUCCUCCUGGUUCAUCUCACUGCUGUGGAACUGGAAGCUUCACAAAUGAAUCCAGGACUACAGCAGCAGCGCCCUCUCUAGUGUUCACUACUCUCACAUGAUGUGUGAGCGUUCACCUGUUAGUGCUCACCACUAAGAACUACACUGUUAAACGUGUGUUCAGAGCAUGUGCUUGGAUGACUACAGGGCUGGAGAGAUGUUUGACCUAACAUGGACAGUCUUCAGUUGAGCUGUGCAGCUAGAUGUUCUUCACCUGAGCUGUUGGGCUGGAUGUUUUUGAGUUGAGCCGUUUGGCUGUAUGUUCUUCAGUUGAUGUUGUUGGGCUGGUUGAUCUUCAGCAGAUGUUCUUCAGUUGAGAUCCAUCUCAUUUUGAUGGACAGUGAGAUUAAAGCAGGAGUUUGCAGUAUUAUUCUUUUUCUGUGGUCCUGAUUUAACAGUACUGCAAUGGAUCAAUGCAUUUGUAUGCAUUACGUUGUAUUUUGUGGUUUUACACAUUGUGUGUUGUUACUUGGAAUAGUGAAAUAAAUGAAAUGUCCCCGGGUCUUCACAGUUUGUUAGAAGAGCUUAUAACACUGAGCCAGUUUGACUUUGCACCCCUUUAUUGGCUAUUUUUAUUGGAUUGAUUUGGUUCAGUGUGUGUACAGCAGCUCAUUGAAGUUGUUUUAUGUAAUGGCACAUUUGCUGCAUGUUAAUGACCAACAGCAGAAAAAAAAGAUUUUCUGUUUUUGUGCACGAAUGUGUUGGAUGAAACCCGUAUGUGCUUGUCUUUUCUUGAACUUUUAAUUGUUUUUUAACAUUUAAUUUUUUUUGCACAAACUGAACAUGAUUGUGAAAUGUGCUGUUCAGGCAUUCAAAUUAAAAGUAUAAACUUGCAGUACAAUUAUAUUUACCAAACUAAAACCAUCAUGUUAAACUCGUGUUUAAAUAAAGUGCGAGCUUUUUAUCCUAUAGAUCCUCUAUAAGAAACAGAUGCCCAUGAUCGUUUCUGUUAGUAAUGUCAUUUUUUGUUAUUCCCAUGAUUUUAAGAGUCAUCUAAAGUUCAGUGCGCCAGUUUCUUUCUUUCUUUCAGUGAAAUAUUUCAUAAUAUAAUUUAUUUAUAGCCCAGGUUGGCUGUACAUUCAGUGUAUAUAAAUGAGAGGUAAUUAUGAAAUCUACAUUUAUUUAUUUUUAGGGGCAUGAAUGUUGCUCCAGUCUGUUCAUAUACUGUAUUUAUGUAUAAUGUAGAUUUUCAGAGCUGUCUUUAGGUAUUAAAUACUUUGACUUUAAUCGUGUUUAUUUUACUGUGGGCCACUAUUUUACUUUACAUGUUAUCUUGUCUUUUCUAUGAAUAUUCCACUACUGCUUUAUUUUGACCAAGAUCCUUUAAAGUGAAAUGACAGUUUGUCUUAUUGGGGUUAAAAAGCAGCUUAAAUGUUUUAUUGCAGUGGUUUCAGCACUUGUAAAAUAAUGUAUUGUCAAUUUUGUGAUGUCAGUACUGAAUUAUUAUUGUCAACCUGCACCAACUGCUUAAUAAAACUUUCUUUGGUGAAA
Molecule: messenger RNA, 8638 nt
Organism: Misgurnus anguillicaudatus (oriental weatherfish)
Lineage: Eukaryota; Metazoa; Chordata; Actinopteri; Cypriniformes; Cobitidae
Gene: plce1
Product: phospholipase C, epsilon 1
Biological process (GO): release of sequestered calcium ion into cytosol; G protein-coupled receptor signaling pathway; Ras protein signal transduction
Molecular function (GO): phosphatidylinositol-4,5-bisphosphate phospholipase C activity; guanyl-nucleotide exchange factor activity
Source: RefSeq, a predicted model, not a curated record